AUGGUGCCUUACGCGGCGGUGCGGCCGCUGCUUCUUCCGCGGCAAAUUGGCUUCGUGUCUACUCUCAGCAACAACGGGGUAUUUCCAUUUUUAAAACAUGGAGGACAACAUUCGCUGCUUCGUACGGGCAACAACGGGGUCGGCUCCGUGGGCGGAGCCGUGCGCCCGUUCAGCAGUUUCAAUCACAAUAUCGGCCCGCACAAGUCAGAUCCCCCAGCGAGCGAGAAACCCCUUUAUUUAAACCGUUUUGACCAGGCAGAUGACCCUGCCCUUUUCCAGCUUGAAGCACAACAGCUGGAACAACAACGAUUGUUGAAGGGGCAAACGUCAGACAUCGUGGAUACAGCGGACGUAGUGCAGCCAUCCAACCAUCCCCACCAACGGAAGGGCUUCCUUAAGCGCAUGCGUUAUUGGCACUACCAUCAGACUGCAGAGCCAACCUUUCCCCGUACUCCAGACCUCAGCAAGGGGGAACUGGCUGCUGGUGCCACGGUGGUGCGAACCUCUGUGUGGGCUAACCCGGACGAGCCUGCUGUUGUGUCUGUGGGCCGGUUUGCGCCUGAUAACUUUCGGGCUGCUGGGUAUGCUGAGAAUGCGCCAAAUCCCACGAGCAUCAACAGCGACGCACACCCAGACUUCAGGGACUACAGGCUGGGCAGCGGCUCUCCUGACAGGCGGCCCUUUAUGUACUUUUUGAGCGCGUCCUACUUUUUUAUUGGCGCAAGCAUGAUGAGGAGCCUUUUGUGCAAAAUGGUCCACUUUUGGUGGGUUAGCAAGGACCUCAUGGCUGCGGGGACCACUGAAAUAGAUUUGAGGCCAAUUGAAGUGGGCACAACGGCUGUCUUUAAGUGGAGAGGCAAGCCAGUGUUCGUCCGCCACAGGACGCCUGAAGAAAUUGAGCGUGCCAGGGCGGAUGACCUCGUGAUAGGAACAAUGAAGGAUCCACAGACGGAUGCGGAGCGCUGCCCUCGGCCAGAAUGGCUCAUCAACAUAGGUGUCUGCACUCAUCUGGGCUGCAUUCCCAUUGAGGGCGGCAGUUACCAAGGUUGGUUCUGCCCCUGCCAUGGCUCUCACUACGAUAUUUCAGGCCGCGUUCGGCAGGGCCCUGCUCCAACGAAUCUUGAAGUACCGGAGACAGUCUUCCUAGAUGACCUUACGGUGAAACUGGGCUGA
Molecule: messenger RNA, 1173 nt
Organism: Eimeria necatrix
Lineage: Eukaryota; Apicomplexa; Conoidasida; Eucoccidiorida; Eimeriidae
Product: ubiquinol-cytochrome c reductase domain-containing protein, putative
Exons: 5
Coding region: 1-1173 (390 amino acids)
Biological process (GO): mitochondrial electron transport, ubiquinol to cytochrome c
Cellular component (GO): membrane
Molecular function (GO): 2 iron, 2 sulfur cluster binding; quinol-cytochrome-c reductase activity
Source: RefSeq, a predicted model, not a curated record